This is a messenger RNA of Setaria italica (foxtail millet), 810 nucleotides long. RefSeq names its product protein translation factor SUI1 homolog. Gene Ontology annotation, molecular function: translation initiation factor activity; RNA binding. Lineage: Eukaryota; Viridiplantae; Streptophyta; Magnoliopsida; Poales; Poaceae. Bases 204 to 551 code for a protein of 115 amino acids. The record is from RefSeq and is a predicted model, not a curated record. The transcript is spliced from 5 exons. Gene Ontology annotation, biological process: translational initiation.
ACCGAAGGACCCAGAAACAGGGAGGACGCGGUUCCCGAAGUCAAGUCGUUGCAUCACCUAUUCACCUUUCCCCUCCUCCGCUCCCGUCGCUCGCCUCGCUUUCCGUUCGCCGGCCGUGCCACCAACCAAGCUCAUACACCCAGACCGACUAGUGAAACCCACUGAUCUGUUUGGGGACUAAUCAAACUUAACAAGCAAGUUUCAUGUCUGAUCUCGACGUCCAGCUUCCAUCUGCUUUUGAUCCGUUUGCGGAGGCAAAUGCUGAGGACUCCAGCGCUGGUGCUGGAUCAAAGGAGUAUGUGCAUGUGCGCGUUCAGCAGCGCAACGGAAGAAAGAGUCUGACAACUGUUCAGGGCUUGAAGAAAGAGUACAGCUACAACAAAAUCCUCAAGGAUCUCAAAAAGGAGUUCUGCUGCAAUGGUACUGUAGUACAGGAUCCAGAGCUAGGCCAGGUAAUUCAGCUGCAAGGUGAUCAGCGUAAAAAUGUUGCUACUUUCCUAACCCAGGCUGGAAUUGCAAAGAAAGAGACCAUCAAGAUUCACGGAUUUUAGGCAGCAACAUAGAAAUGCUUGUGUGGUAUCAUAUGAUACCAAGUGUUGAAGGUUUCUGAAGCUUGGAAGUCACCAUAAUAUCAGUAGUCGCUAUCUUUGUCUAAACCUUUGUGUCACUAUUGGAUUGAGAAGUCUAUUAUUGAUGCAAGUUGUCCUUGCAGUAUGGUUUGUAAGCGUUACCUGCAUGAAAGUAUUGUUUGUCUGAGGAACUGCCUACUCGUAUUGAAUAACAAGAGAUAUUGCUGUUUGCGUUCGUUUA